CACCCACCACGAUUCUCCUCUCUCCUCCGCCCCAUCGCCACCAGCCUCCGCCAUGGAUCUUCUUCUCCUAGAGAAGACCCUUUUAGGUCUCUUCUUUGCCAUUAUAGUUGCCACCGUUGUCUCUAAAUUCCGAGGGAAGCGCUUCAAACUCCCUCCUGGACCCAUCCCAAUCCCUGUAUUCGGAAACUGGCUCCAAGUCGGCGAUGACUUAAACCACCGAAACCUCACAGAUUUAGCGAAGAAAUUCGGAGAAAUCUUGUUACUCCGGAUGGGACAACGCAAUCUGGUGGUGGUCUCAUCUCCUGAGCUCUCCAAAGAAGUUCUUCACACGCAAGGGGUCGAGUUCGGCUCAAGAACACGAAACGUCGUGUUCGAUAUCUUCACCGGAAAAGGUCAAGACAUGGUGUUUACCGUUUACGGCGAACAUUGGAGGAAGAUGAGAAGGAUUAUGACUGUUCCAUUCUUCACCAACAAAGUGGUUCAGCAGUAUAGGCAGGGAUGGGAGGAAGAGGCGGCGCGUGUGGUUGAAGAUGUGAAGAACAACCCAGAAGCGGCGAAGAAUGGGAUUGUUUUGAGGAGGAGGUUGCAAUUGAUGAUGUAUAAUAAUAUGUAUAGGAUAAUGUUUGAUCGGAGGUUUGAGAGUGAGGACGAUCCGUUGUUUGUGAAGCUCAAGGCUUUGAAUGGAGAGAGAAGUAGGUUGGCGCAGAGCUUUGAGUACAACUAUGGUGAUUUUAUUCCCAUUUUGAGGCCUUUCUUGAGGGGUUAUUUGACGAUCUGCAAGGAAGUGAAGGAGAGAAGGUUGCAGUUGUUCAAAGACUAUUUCCUUGAUGAGAGAAAGAAGCUUGCAAGCACAAAGCCAAUGGACAACAGUGGGCUAAAAUGCGCUAUUGAUCAUAUCCUCGAAGCCGAACAGAAGGGAGAGAUCAACGAGGACAACGUCCUUUAUAUCGUUGAGAACAUUAACGUAGCGGCAAUCGAGACCACACUAUGGUCAAUCGAAUGGGGCAUUGCAGAACUUGUUAACCACCCCGAAACCCAGAAGAAACUGCGACAUGAGCUUGACACUGUGCUUGGACCCGGACACCAGAUCACCGAGCCUGACACCUACAAACUCCCAUACCUUCAGGCUGUGAUCAAAGAGACCCUUCGCCUUCGUAUGGCAAUUCCUCUUCUGGUGCCACACAUGAACCUACACGACGCAAAACUUGGGGGAUAUGACAUCCCUGCUGAGAGCAAAAUCUUGGUGAAUGCUUGGUGGCUUGCCAAUAACCCAGCACACUGGAAGAAUCCGGAGGAGUUCAGGCCUGAGAGGUUCUUGGAAGAGGAGGCGAAGGUUGAGGCGAGUGGCAAUGACUUCCGAUACCUUCCAUUUGGCGUUGGCAGAAGGAGCUGCCCUGGAAUUAUUCUUGCAUUGCCUAUUCUUGGUAUCACUUUAGGGCGUUUGGUGCAGAAUUUUGAGCUGUUGCCUCCUCCAGGACAGUCAAAGAUAGAUACUGCAGAGAAGGGUGGGCAGUUCAGUUUGCAUAUUCUGAAGCAUUCCACCAUUGUUGCAAAACCAAGAUCAUUUUGAGUUUGUUUCUAUUUUGUACUCCGAAACUUUGUGUUGAGAAGGAAAUUCUUCAUGUCAUCCUGAGUGGUCUUAAAAUCUUAUGGAUUUGUAAUGCUAAUUCAAAAUUCAAGCCAAGUACUAUAUGGGUGUGGUAUUGCGAAGCAGAUGCUUAAGCAAACAAGAUGGCACAGCUUGGACGUAAUUUAAAUUGAGAUUGUUUUUUUUUGGGUGGUAAAACUAGAUGCCUGCUUACAUUAAUGAACAACUUUAGGCUGAUGUAAAGAUAGGGUGAAAUACCCACCAUUGUAAUUUAAAUCAAUAAAUCUACCUUUUUCAAAC
Messenger RNA from Ilex paraguariensis (yerba mate), 1888 nucleotides. The record is from the annotation of a GenBank genome assembly. NCBI's taxonomy places the organism in Eukaryota, Viridiplantae, Streptophyta, Magnoliopsida, Aquifoliales, Aquifoliaceae.